GGUUCUACCCUUAAUAUAGCUAUAUUAGAUAUUUUAAAGAGGGACUUUCAAGUUGGACUUACAUAUGUGGCGUGUAGUAGAGUCAAGACUUUACAAGGCCUUAUAUUUGAUACUCCUUUCGAUUUGAGCGCUCUACGCAUAAUAUUUAACUAUAUAUUUGUUAUGAAAGCAAUUAAUAAAGUAAGGAGAUUACUAGAGAAAUUUCUAGUCUUAAGUAUUUAA
Messenger RNA from Neurospora hispaniola, 222 nucleotides. RefSeq lists its product as uncharacterized. The record is from RefSeq and is a predicted model, not a curated record. The transcript has a single exon. The annotation marks the transcript as partial. NCBI's taxonomy places the organism in Eukaryota, Fungi, Ascomycota, Sordariomycetes, Sordariales, Sordariaceae.